This is a messenger RNA of Phytophthora sojae, 1332 nucleotides long. RefSeq lists its product as hypothetical. The record is from RefSeq and is a predicted model, not a curated record. Bases 6 to 1253 code for a protein of 415 amino acids. Gene Ontology annotation, cellular component: cytoplasm. The transcript has a single exon. Gene Ontology annotation, molecular function: pyridoxal phosphate binding; L-kynurenine:2-oxoglutarate transaminase activity. Gene Ontology annotation, biological process: biosynthetic process. NCBI's taxonomy places the organism in Eukaryota, Oomycota, Peronosporomycetes, Peronosporales, Peronosporaceae.
GCACCAUGGCGGAGCAGCUCGCCAUGCGCCUGGACGGCUUCGACCAGCCCACGGUCUGGCACGAGUUCACUCCGCUGGCCCUGGAGCACAAGGCCGUGAACCUGGGGCAGGGCUUCCCGGACUGGCGCUGCGAGGACUUCGUCAAGCAGGCGGCCAAGGACGCGCUAGACGCCGAUUUCAACCAGUACGCGCGCCCGCAGGGCCACAAGAAGCUCGUCGAGGUGCUGGCCAAGAAGUACUCCAAGGAGCUGAACCGCGAGAUCAACUGGACUAAUGAGAUCGCCGUUGGUGUGGGCGCCACCGAGACCAUCUACGCCGCAGUCAACGCCUUCGUGCAGCCCGGGGACGAGGUCGUCGUGUUCGAGCCGGCCUUCGACAUCUACACGGCCCAGGUGCAGAUGGCCGGUGGCGUGUGCCGCUACGUGCCGCUGCACGUGCGCCAAUGCGAGCGUACUGGAGCCAAGGAGUUCUACAUCGACGAGCCGACGCUGGCCGCGGCCUUCUCGUCCAAGACGCGGGCGGUGCUGCUGAACAACCCGCACAACCCGACGGGCAAGGUGUUCACGAAGGAGGAGCUCGAGCUCAUUGCCAAGUACGUGCGCCAGCACCCGCGUGUCAUCGUCAUCUCGGACGAAGUGUACGAGCACAUUUUGUUCGAUGGCAACGAGCACGUGCGGGUCGCCAACAUCGAGGGCAUGUGGGAGCGCACGCUCACGGUAUCGAGCGCCGGCAAGACGUUCUCCGUCACGGGUUGGAAGGUCGGUUGGGCCAUUGGACCGAGCAAUCUGAUCAAGGGCAUCUACCUCGCCAACAACUGGAUUCAGUUCAGCGUGUCAACACCCUUCCAGGAGGCCGUCGCCAACAUGCUGGAGCAGGCGGAGAAGCCGUACCAGGGAUUCCCGACCUUCUACGCCUUCGUCGCUGACCAGUACAAGCAGAAGCGCGACCGUCUUAGCCGUGCGCUGGUGGACGUGGGCAUCAUCCCUAUCACGCCGGGUGGCGGUAUCUUCCUGUACUCGGACAUUUCAGUCGUGAAGGUUCCCGAGAGCUUCAUCGAGCCCGGCAUGUCAUACGACUGGGCGUUCUGCCGUUGGCUCACUAUCACCAAGGGUGUGACGGCGAUCCCGAACACUGCGUUCUUCUGCCCCGAGAACAAGGCUGAGGGUAGCCAGUGGGCCCGCUUUGCCUAUUGUAAGACCGAUGAGGCGAUUGAGGAGGCCAUCAAGCGCCUUGCCAAGCUCCAUGACCCGUAAGAGGCUGCUCAACGAGGUGUAUGAAGCGAACGUGCUACCUGUAGCCUAGCGUUAGUUGGCAGGGUACUGUACCAUGUUU